AAGUGGUGGAUUUUAGACAUUUCAACUUUUUAAUGAGCAUAAAUGCUACCAUGGUUUAUUGUAGUGUUACAUACAUACAUACAUUACAGUGUUACUGUUAUAGUACAGUAAGUGUUUUUGUGUUUUACAGUCGACGGUGAAAGGAAGGGAGGGUUGAGUGUGGAUGCUGGUAUUUGUGUGUGUGUGUGCAUGUGCCACAGUAGAGCCCCAUCUCUGCUAAAUGCUGUUUUCAAGCAUAAUAAUGUUGAUCUCAGCACAUGCCUGCUGGGCAGGGGAGCGAGCAGGUGAGACACAGAGACAGGGCUGACGCUGGGGCAGAGAGAGAGGGGCCGAGCCACAGGUGGCCUGAACUGUACUACGGCCAGCAGCUAAAGCAAACUAUCUGUCUGGAUUAGAGGCAAAAAAUGUUGGACUGGCUUGACUGAUCUGGGUGGCGAAUUAACUUAAAGAUGUCCUGCCAAGCAUUUCAUCCGAAAGAUAUGUGCGGACACCCUGGAUGUCGAGCAUAGUCUUGCUGCUGUUUGUGCGUUUGUAGGGUUUUUAAGCUUGGACCUGUACUUUCUUCAUUGGCUUGAGAACUUGAAGCAUGGGUGACUGGAGCUUUCUGGGGCGGCUGCUGGAGAACGCUCAGGAGCACUCAACAGUCAUCGGCAAGGUCUGGCUGACUGUCCUCUUCGUCUUCAGGAUCCUGGUGCUGGGGGCCGCGACUGAAGAGGUUUGGGGUGACGAGCAGUCUGACUUCACCUGCAACACUCAACAACCUGGUUGCGAGAACGUGUGCUACGACGAGGCCUUCCCCAUCUCGCACAUCCGCUUCUGGGUGCUGCAGAUCAUCUUUGUCUCCACGCCGACCCUCAUCUACCUGGGCCACGUGCUUCACAUCGUCCGCAUGGAGGACAAGCGGAAAGAGAAGGAGGAAGAAAUGCGCAAAGCAAACAAGUUCCAUGAGGAGAAAGAACUCCUUUAUAGAAACGGUGACGAUGCAGGGGGAGGUGGAAAGAAAGAAAAGCCCCCAAUCAGGGAUGAACAUGGCAAAAUCCGUAUCAGAGGUGCGUUGCUGCGCACUUAUGUGUUCAACAUUAUUUUUAAGACCCUGUUUGAAGUGGGUUUCAUUUUAGGCCAGUAUUUCCUUUAUGGUUUCCAUCUGAAGCCCCUGUACAAGUGUGCACGUUGGCCCUGCCCCAACACUGUUGACUGCUUCAUAUCCAGGCCAACCGAAAAGACCAUUUUCAUUUUAUUUAUGCUUGUGGUGGCUUGCGUGUCUCUUUUGCUGAAUAUGUUAGAAAUCUAUCACCUUGGCUGGAAGAAGGUUAAAAAAGGAAUGAGGAAUAAGUUUGUCCCUUAUCAUGAGUCGCUGCGCCAUGUUGACAUUGCAGAGCCAGAGUGUUUGGCCUCGGCUUCCAGAACUGCCCCAUCCAGCCUCAGCUACCCUCCUAACUACACAGAUGUGACGGCGGGCAGUGGAGCUUUCCUGCCACCUAUGGACCCAGCUGCUUUGUCCUCAGCAGAGGAAAUGGAGGCUCUCCACCAGGAGGAGUCUAUUCACCAGGCCCCCCCCUCCUCCCACUACUACAUCAGCAACAACAAUAACCACAGGCUGGCCACACAACAGAACUGGGCCAACCUGGCCACCGAGCAGCAGACUCGGGAGAUGAAUGGCACGUCCCCAUCUCCAUCAGCCUCUUCCUCCACCAGCAACAAAAACAAGUACCAGCAGCAGUCAACUGAUACUGUUGCACUGCUGUAUGCCAGCAGCAGCACAACCAGCGAUGCAGCCACCAGUGGCGGCAGACCCGGCUCUCCCUCCAACGCAGACAUCUGGGGUUCAGGGAGGAGCAUGCAGGAAAAAGGCCACAUCACCACCACUACAGUAGAGAUGCACGAGCCACCAGUAACAGUUCGCACAGACCCGCGACGGCUCAGCCGCACCAGCAAGAGCAGCAGCAUCAGGACCAGGCCGAGCGACCUGGCUGUCUAAACAUCUUUGUUCCUAAACCCUCCUUCUUAAACAACCUAGUCCCUCCAACCCCACCCACAUUCAGAGGUAAAUCCAAAUUACUAAAUCGAGCAUUCUCAUCAAUCAAAAACAAGAAGAACACUGACAGAAAAGAACAUAAGAGGCAUAAAAGGAAACAGAUGUGAAAGGAUUUCACCAACCCAGAAAUUCUGACUGAGUGCUGUUGGUGAGUUGCUGAGACAAAAGUUCUUUUUCUGGGGGAUUCUGCACUCGUGAGAGGGAGUUAGGAAUGUUGUCAUGCAGUUUCAUGUUCAAAAGAAGACCUUUCCACAACAUGCUGACUUUAAGGGAAGAGAUCUCCCCAUGUUUCCUAGCUUUUUUUUCUUCUCAAUGAACAUUGAACAUUUAUUGUAAUUUAAAGCCACCAAGUGUCAAAUAGUUAAAUUCUUAUUUUUUUAUUACAUGCAGGAUAAGCACAAAAAUCUGAAAUUAAUGUACAUAGAGUUUUUUUCACCCUCUGCAAAGCAGGUUUCGUAGCUAUGCCAAAUGUAUAUCAUCCACAAUCAAAGUAAAUUUAAUUUAUUAUUUUCUUGGUUAUUUUUGACAACUUGCCCACCAUUCAGCGACUGCUUUACGUGCCAAAGUUAGACCUGUAAUAUUUUGCUAUACUUCCAAGAGCAUAAAUAUUUGUGAUUGGGAGUGAAUGAUAAGAAUGAUGCAACAGGGAUGCAGUAGGGUUACAAUUGCUGGAUGGGGUCAUUCCUGAGAGACCCAGAAUCCACCUGGCUGUUUAUGAGCAUGUCAGUAAAAGAAAAAGUGAGGCGAAUAGAAUCCCCUUCAUGUCGGCCUCUGUUGCUUUUCAGUCAGCAAAUGUCAACAAAAUAAGGCUUUCUGACCGGAUUUAGCUUAAAAAUGAAGCCAUCCUUUUAAGAGACUCGGGGUGCUCCCUGUACAGGCAGUCACUCAGUACUUGAUCAUGAAAUGUUUAGAACUGUUGCUGACCAUUAAACCAGAAAUCCCCUUUAAAGUCACAUGUAAAGACCCAGAGUGGCAAACUUUUCUUUCCCCAGAUAACAUUUUAAGAGCACAUGCAAUAAUUCAACAAGUGAUUUAAAAAAUAAAAAAGUAUAAUUCCAUUUUUUAAUCUCAUACUUGUAUCAGUUUGUGUUUGCAAAUCGUUGAUGACACAAAGCACAGCUGUCACUUCACCUUUCACAAAGCAGCAGCGCCCUGACUCUUUCUAUUGUGUCGCGUUUAUGAUACUUAGACAACUCUUAUGCAAAUAACUAGACUGGUCAGCUCUGUCUGUUUUGUGUUACUGUCCUAUUUGGUCAAUCUCAACCCUGACAAUCUCAAUUUAACACUAAUUUGCAGUUUCAAACACUCAAGAAAAGACAAAAGUGCCUAACUAAUGCAUGAACACUCUAAACCGCACAGUUUUACAUUUAUACUUUUUUGUUUUAAAAUUGUAAACCAAAGAAUAGACAUUUGCUCAUAUUUUCCACUUUGAAGUGGAAAACACUAUCACCCACCGGGUGAUAGUGUUGUGGUACUAUAAGAGAAUGUGUACUCACAUAAGUGUUUUAUCUGACCACAGCUGCUUUCAGGACUUUCAGGGGAGACGCAAUGAUGCCAACACAAAGCUGAAAGGAACUAUUCGCUUUUAUUUUUGAAUCCUGAAGUUUACAUUCUAAAAUCUGGGAGAAAUUUGCACUUUUGAGGACAAGUGUUGUUCUGAAAUUUCUGUUAGAGACAUAAAUAUAGAAGAUGGUGCCAAAGUGCAAACUCAUGACACUCAAAGGCAAAUUAAGUCUUAACUGAAUAUGACAUUGCUUGUUACAGAACAGUAGCUUUAACAAGGAUACGUGAGCAUCUUCAGUCCAAAUGAAGGACUAAUCAUGAUGAUGAUGAUGAUGAUGAUGAUGAUGAUGAUGAUGAUGAUGAUGUAAAAGGGCUUUUUAAUAAUAUGAAAUAAAAAUGACUGUUCUUCCCCAUCAACACUUAGGGUAAAAAACAUGCACAGUUGGGAGAAUGUUAGUUGGGUAGCUGGCCCUUCCCUAACCCUGCAGCCUUGACAGGAUGCAGUGUGCAAAGGCCCAUCAGUAUCAGUGAAUUGUCUGAACUGUCCUGUUUCAUGCAGAGCAUGAUCUACUGAAUCCUCUGGGUGUAGGAACCAUCAUAAAAUGCUCACAACAACCAGUUUUCAGUGCUGUCUUAAAGCAGAGAAGUGCCUUGUGAAUGAAUGAUUCUUCUGUGAGAACAAGUUGAUGUAAAUGUUCAUUUACCUCAAAUGUUUACAAAGUGUUAAUAAAUACAUUUUUUGUACCAUA
This is a messenger RNA of Oryzias latipes (Japanese medaka), 4287 nucleotides long. The record is from RefSeq and is a predicted model, not a curated record. NCBI's taxonomy places the organism in Eukaryota, Metazoa, Chordata, Actinopteri, Beloniformes, Adrianichthyidae.